UGAAAUAAGACGAUUUCAUUAUUUUGUUAUAACUGAUCGAACGAUACUAAAUCUUUCUAAUCUCUCUGAAAUCAAACGAGAGAGAGAGAGAGAAGAAAGAGAGAGAGAGAGAAAGAAAGAAAGAUUGAUAUUAGAAGAAAUAAAAAUUGGAUGAUGCCAGGUGAGAUUGACAAGGACGUGCGAAGAAGGGUGAGGCACUGUGAUUAUCGUGCGAGUUGCCCGAUAAAGGAUCAUUUGAUAACGAGAUUAAAAAACAACGAUGAAUUGAUAAGAGGACGAUCAAGGAGUAUCGUCGGUAGUGUUGUCGUCGUUAGUGCCGCACCGAUCGAUUUGAUUAACGACGCCGGUGUUAGAGCUGAGAGAUCGGCAAAUCUCUCGCACAUUACUGGAGCAUCGAGGAAGAUACAGAUGUACAUUAAGAAUCGGCAUCUACAGAUCCUGCCUGACGGCACGGUUAACGGCUCCAAUGACGACACUUCCGAUUACACUAUUUUUCAAAGGACUUCGGUGUCGAGAGGUCAACUGAGGAUCCAGGGUGUUGCGACUUGCCUUUACCUCUGCAUGGAUUCCUGCGGUCUGCUUUAUGGCUCGAGAGAAUAUACGGAGGACUGCGUGUUCAACGAGACGUUGGAACAGCACAACUACAACACGUACAGCUCGGUGAGAUGGUCGACCGGAAAAAAGACACUUUACCUCGGAUUAAAUCGUCGUGGACAACCUAGGAGGGUACAAGCUAAGGGUCAUACACUUGGAAGAUUGUCGGCAUACGCGAGGGUGUUAACGCAAGUGGCACCUCCCGAUCGAGUCGAGGCCCUGCAAAGGAGAAUGUUAGGCGCCGAACACAAUGUACGUCAUCGGCACGGUAGCCAUUCUCAUCGGCAGCAACAUCGACAUCACCAGGAACAACAGCAACAACAACAACAACAACAACAACAACAGCAGCAGCAGCAGCAUCAACAUCAUCAGGGAGAGCUCAGUCAACAACAACAACAACAGCAACAACAGCAGCAGCAGCAGCAUCAGCAGUAUCAUCAACAUCAGCAGAAUCAGCAACACCAACAGAAUCAGCAACAGCAGCAACAACAGCAACAACAACAGCAACAACAGUUGCAAACGAUUUGUCCCAAUCUCCCGGCCCAAGAGAAGGACGGUAGAGAUAGGUUUAGAUGUCGCAAACGCAAAAAACGAAAGAAGAGAAAACGUCGGUGCAGACCCGGGGAGAAAGUCGGUCCGCAAUGUCAAAUGCCGGAAGAAAAGGACGGAUCGUCCGUCUCCGGGAUGACAUUGAGCGCGGAGACUUCCUCUCCUGAAUCUAAGAGAUCGUGCGAGGGUGCUGCCAGCGAGGAGGCAUGUAAGAGAGAGGCAUUAUCCUCUACAUCGAGAAAGAGAAAAUUGCGGAUAGGAGAUGGUACCUUGUUGGAGUUGCAUACGGAAGAUACGUCUACGAGAAGUACGAUGACUAGCAGCAGCAUCACCGAGGCGACCUUGACGACUGAGGAGGAUGUGCCAUUGGAUAUGCCAGCGGCAGUUUCUAGCAACAGCAACGUCAACAACAGCAACAUCAUUGCCACCGCCACCGCCACCACUACCAACAACAACAACAACAACAACAGCAGCAGCAGCAGCAGCAGCAGCAACAACAACAACAACAACAACAACGCCACCCACGAGGAGAAGGACGAGGGGGAGGACGAGGACGAGGAUGAGGAUGAGGAGGAGGUGGAGCUCCUAACCACGACUAGGAGCAUCGGUAAGAACCUUGAAAAAGCAACGUCAAAAAAGACAAACGUCGCCGGCACCAUUAGUCAAAGUAAAAAGCCUGAUUUGCUGGACGGUAAGAAGAGGAAGAUGAAGAAGAGAAAGAAAAAAAGGAAGAAGGGGAAGAGGGGUCCCGCUUGGCCGAGAAGGAGGAGCCCGUUAGCCAGGAAGAAGUCCGAGAGCGUGAAGCGGACGGACGAGGAGGAGGCAGGGGCUGCGGCGGAGGAUGCGGAGGAGGAUGCGGGGGAAGGGGAUGCGGAAGGGGAGGAGGGAGGAGGGGAGGAGGAGGAGAUAGGAGAGGAGGAAGAGGAGACGGAGGAGGAGGCGAUGGAGGAGAAGAGGAAGAAGAAGAAAAAGAAGAAGAAGUUCGCGAAGGAGGAGAGAAGGGGAGAGGUUGCGGUGGGGGUGGAGGAAAGGAGGGAUUUGAAGAAAAAGAGGAGGAAGGAGGAAAGGGAAAGGGUGGAACGAGUGGAGGAGAUAGAGGAGGAGGAAGAGAAGAAAAAGAAGAAGAAGAAGAAGGAGGAGGUGGUGAAAAGGGAGGAGGAAAUGAAGGAUAUAGUCAGCAGGAUCAGCGAACCAGUCGGGGAAAUACCCUUGAUAUCAACGACGAUCUCCUCGCUCUCCUUAUCCUCUUAUUCCUCAGCCUUGUCCUCGAACCGUUCCUCUUACUUCGACGUUGGUUCACGUGGCUCGUCCCAAAAACGAAAGAAGACACCGAAGAGCACGAACUCUCGAACGACAACGGCGUCGGCGUCGGCGUCGAUGUCGGCGUCGGCGUUGACGUUGCCGAGGAGGAGGAACGCGGCGUCCUCCUCCUCUUCUUCUCAGAAACAAUUGCGUCAUGGCGUACGACGAAACGCCGGCGGUACAUUAUUGUCCUCCUCGUCGGCGAGGAAUCCAAGAAAGUUAAAGGGAUUUAUUGCCUCGUCAGAUUCGCGUCGAUCUACGGCGAUCCUUAAUCCGAAGGAGAGGUCGGAGGAUACCGAUCGAGAUUCGUCCAAGGACGUCGUCUUCGACUCAUUAACAACGUCGUCGUCGUCGUCGUCGUCGUCGUCGUCGUCGCCGCCGCCAUCAUCUUGA
Messenger RNA from Vespula pensylvanica (western yellowjacket), 2838 nucleotides. RefSeq names its product general transcriptional corepressor trfA. The record is from RefSeq and is a predicted model, not a curated record. Gene Ontology annotation, cellular component: cytoplasm. Gene Ontology annotation, molecular function: growth factor activity; fibroblast growth factor receptor binding. Lineage: Eukaryota; Metazoa; Arthropoda; Insecta; Hymenoptera; Vespidae. Gene Ontology annotation, biological process: positive regulation of cell population proliferation; fibroblast growth factor receptor signaling pathway; positive regulation of gene expression. Bases 151 to 2838 code for a protein of 895 amino acids. The transcript is spliced from 6 exons.